Molecule: messenger RNA, 3202 nt
Organism: Mercenaria mercenaria
Lineage: Eukaryota; Metazoa; Mollusca; Bivalvia; Venerida; Veneridae
Product: acid sphingomyelinase-like phosphodiesterase 3a
Exons: 6
Coding region: 363-1511 (382 amino acids)
Molecular function (GO): hydrolase activity
Source: RefSeq, a predicted model, not a curated record
ACAUCCUGUUUUACGUGGUAAGGUUAAUUUAAACCAGAUAACAAUAAAACAGCUCCGUUUAAAAUGUUUAUGAUCAUCAAACAGAGCCGAUCUGUAUUUCUUUCUUCGGGUAUAUUUUAUUCACAAACUCUAAGUUUCAUGCUGAAAUAACGUCACUACAUAACAUAAGGAACGGCUGGAUUCCGAGUCAAGUACAGGUAUGAUCAGGGUAUUUCUGGCACAUAACCGACUUCCACUACGACUUCUCUUACCAUGGUCUACAGCUGUCCUGUAACCCGGACAACCUACCUACCAACCCGGGUCAGUUCGGUGACUUCUGGUGUGAUUCUCCAUGGUCCCUUGUGAACAGUAGUGUCCGAGCAAUGGCGGAUAUCAGAUCCAAUGUGGACUUUGUGCUUUGGACAGGAGAUACAGUGUUGCAUGGGAAGGACAAAGACCUAAGCUACACCAUCAAUGCCGGUAUUCUAGAUAACGUAACCGACGUCAUCCAGACAACGUUGCCGGGAGUGCCUGUGUAUGCGACGUUUGGAAACCAUGACUACUGGCCGAAUAACCAGUUCCCGCCGCACAACAAUCUGUUAUAUAACGAAACGCUAGAUAAUAGAUGGCGCCAGUGGUUGAAUGAUUCUUCGCAGGAUGACAAUUUUAGAAAAGGGGCGUAUUAUACUAAAACGACACGGUAUGGGUUAAGGAUCGUUGCUUUGAACACAAAUCUUUACUAUACAUCUAACAAAGCCAUACUCAACUAUACAGACCCAGCGGAUCAAAUAGCCUGGCUCAACUCAACACUCUCUCAGGCCCGGGCCAACCAAGAAAAGGUCUUGAUUACCGCCCAUAUUCCACCGGGUGUACACACGCCUAAUGGGUUGAUUUGGAUGCAUCUCGUCUAUCACAGACCUCUUGUCGCCGUAAUGCGGGAUUACACAGAUAUUAUCGUUGCAAUGCACUUCGGACACGACCAUGCUGACGGGUUUAAAGUUCUGAAAAACAACAAAGGAGAAGCGGCGGUACCGAUAUUUAUGGCUCCGUCCGUCACUCCCUGGAGGUACAAAAUCCCACAAGAGAUAGGCCCUGCACAUAAUCCCGGUAUUCGCCUCGUGAAAUACGACAGAUCAACUGGUGGCCAUCUUGAAAUACAACAAUACUACCUUGACCUUGUCAAAGCUAACAAGAAUGGAUUCGCCAGCUGGGAACUCGAGUACAAUACAAGCUCUCAUUACGGACUAAGCACUCUGACGGCAACCACAUUACUGAAACUGGCAGAAAAGAUGAAGAAACCCACAAGUAAUGAGUUCAAAAAUUACUGGAAAUUUUACACUGUUACUCCACCUACAAAUCUACAAGAUUCUUGCGAUGAAGACUGCCACUCCUCAAUUAUUUGUGGUUUCACAGAAUUUGAAAUGGAAGACUUUAAAUCAUGCAAAACAAAUAUGGUUUCGAAUGCUUGGAGGCCUUCAAACUUUCUUAUAGAAUACUUGUUUGUUCUUGUAUCAUAUUUAGCUCUCUGGUGAAACAUCAGCAUUGUUUGAUUUAUAUUGUGUAUAAGGGAUCGACAAUUUUUUUAUCAGUGAACAAGAGUUCUUGACUUACAAUCUUAACAUUAAAAUACGGAAUGCAUAAGGACACCAAAUACAAGCUUGUAGAAUACACUUUUGAUUUUGAUACAAAUAAAAAAUCUUGGAAUCGCGUAAUUUUUAACUCGGAAAAAUUAUAAGCGCUAAUAAGAGGUAUGUUUAAAGCAAACUUAAUGUGAUGUGCUUUAUGGCCAAAACAUAAAUUAUCUUCACAGUGUAUGUUAUUAUACAUAAUAUACGGCAAUAAUGCCCUUAGUGCUUAUUUAUAGGUUCUAUACGGAUAUGUAAAUAUAAAAAUGUAUAAAAGAAUUUACUGGGAAAUAAGUGAAAUUGUAGAUACAGUGCGAAUCUCCGGGUGAAUAAGUGAACACAAUAUAUAUUAGACACAACUGAGAAAUUAGUAGCUAUAAUAAGAAUUUACUAGGUAAUAAGUUGACACAAUAUAUAUGUGACUAAGCUGAGGGACAGGAAUUUGCAGCCUUUGGACAUAAGUAGAUAUAUGACACAUAGCUGAGGAAUUGGCAGAUCAUAAAAGGAACUUAUGGGAAAUAACUGGACGCGAUAUACAAAUGUAUAUAAGAUUCUGCUGAGGAAUUGGUAGACAUAAUAAGAAUCCACUGGGAAAUACGUGGACACGAUAUCCUCGGAAAUAAGUGGACAUAAUAUACAUAAUAUACAGCUGAUUUAAUGGUUGACAUAAUGAGAAUAUUCUGGGAAAUAAGUGGACACGAUAUUUAUGAGUUACGUACAGGUGUGGAAUUAGUAGACACUAAAACAGCCAUGAAAGAUUACAAAUACCCCCGAAAUGGGAAAUAAGUGGACACGAUAUAUAUGAUUUAUAGGUGUGGAAUUAGUAGACACUAAAACAGCCAUGAAGGAUUACAGAUGCCCCCGAAAUGGCGCACUGAUGCAGACGGCCAUCUUGCAUCAGAUAACGACAUUUCAUACCAGAAAACACAUUCUGUGUACAUCUAUGCCCAGAGGAACAUAAGAACAUGUUUUAUGUCAUGCGCUGUGCAUAAUUAUACCGGUCACUUCUGUGGUGUUUGAAGGGAAUGCAAUAAAAACUAUAAAAGUAGUUCGCUGCACAAGGAAACUAAAAAAAUCUAAUACGGCCGCCAGUCGGCAAUCUUAUAUCCGAUCAAAACUGUUUAUGUCAGAUUAUGCGUCUUAAAAUGUCAACCACUUCUUUGAGGUCUGAAGAAAAUGCAGCAAAAAACUGUAGAAGAAGUGAGCUUCACAAUGAAAUUAACACCAUUCCCAAGUCAAGUGUAGCAACGAGUACGUAACACUGGCUGUGUUUCAUAUAUAUCGUGUCCACGUAUUUCAAGGAGAUUCUUAUUAUGUCUCAUGUAUAUUGUGUCCACUUUUACAUAGAAGUUUCUUUUCAUGUCUACCAUUUCCUCAGAUAUGUCUCAUAUAUAUGGGGUUCACUUAUUUUUCAGAGGUUUCUUAUUUUGUGUACCAAUGCUAGAGCUGUUCACUACCUUCCAAGGUGAUUCCAACUAUAUCUACCGAUACCUCAGCUGUGUGUCAUAUAUUUCUUGUCAACUUAUUUCUCAGUGGAUUAGAAUAAUGUCAACCAAUUUAUCACCUGGGUCGCAUAUAAAUCAUACCACUUUUUCGCA